Molecule: messenger RNA, 3381 nt
Organism: Condylura cristata (star-nosed mole)
Lineage: Eukaryota; Metazoa; Chordata; Mammalia; Eulipotyphla; Talpidae
Gene: MSH2
Product: mutS homolog 2
Exons: 16
Coding region: 68-2869 (933 amino acids)
Biological process (GO): mismatch repair; mitotic recombination; somatic recombination of immunoglobulin genes involved in immune response
Cellular component (GO): nucleus; MutSalpha complex
Molecular function (GO): ATP-dependent DNA damage sensor activity; ATP binding; mismatched DNA binding
Source: RefSeq, a predicted model, not a curated record
GCGGGAAACAGCUUUGCGGGAGCGGGGUCGUGCAGGUCCCUGGGUCGGGCUGCUGGGAGGUUCCGAAAUGGCGGUCCAGCCGAAGGACACGCUGCAGCUGGAAAGCGCGGCCGAGGCCGGCUUCGUGCGCUUCUUCCAGGGCAUGCCGGAGAAGCCGACCACCACAGUGCGCCUCUUUGACCGGGGCGACUUCUACACGGCGCACGGCGAGGACGCGCUGCUGGCCGCCCGGGAGGUGUUCAAGACCCAGGGGGUGGUCAAGUACAUGGGCCCGGCAGGAGCAAAGACUCUGGAGAGUGUUGUGCUUAGUAAAAUGAAUUUUGAAUCUUUUGUAAAAGAUCUUCUUCUAGUUCGUCAGUAUAGAGUUGAAGUUUAUAAGAAUAGAGCUGGAAAUAAGGCUUCUAAGGAGAAUGAUUGGUAUUUGGCAUUUAAGGCCUCGCCCGGUAAUCUUUCUCAAUUUGAAGAGAUUCUCUUUGGAAACAAUGAUACAUCAGCCUCCAUUGGUGUUGUGGGUAUUAAAAUGUCUACGGUCGAUGGCCAAAGGCAGGUUGGAGUUGGGUAUGUUGACACCACACAGAGGAAGUUAGGACUGUGUGAAUUCCCUGAUAAUGACCAGUUCUCCAAUCUGGAGGCUCUGCUGAUUCAGAUUGGACCAAAGGAGUGUGUCUUACCAGGAGGAGAGACUUCAGGAGACAUGGGAAAGCUGAGGCAGGUUAUCCAGAGAGGAGGAAUUCUGAUCACAGAAAGAAAAAGAGCUGACUUUUCCACAAAAGAUAUUUAUCAAGAUCUCAACCGGUUGUUGAAAGGCAAAAAAGGAGAAGAGAUUAACAGUGCUGUCUUGCCAGAGAUGGAGAAUCAGGUUGCAGUUUCAUCAUUGUCUGCAGUGAUCAAGUUUUUAGAUAUCUUAUCAGAUGACUCAAACUUUGGGCAGUUUGAACUGACUACUUUUGAUUUUGGUCAGUACCUGAGAUUGGAUAUUGCAGCAGUCAGAGCUCUUAAUCUUUUCCAGGGUUCUGUAGAAGAUACUUCUGGCUCUCAGUCUCUGGCUGCAUUGCUAAAUAAGUGCAAGACCCCUCAAGGACAAAGACUGGUUAACCAGUGGAUUAAGCAGCCUCUCAUGGACAAAAAUAGAAUAGAAGAGAGAUUAAAUUUGGUGGAAGCUUUUGUUGAAGAUGCAGAGUUGAGGCAGACUUUACAAGAAGAUUUACUUCGUCGAUUCCCAGAUCUUAACCGACUUGCUAAGAAGUUUCAAAGACAAGCAGCAAAUUUACAAGAUUGCUACCGACUCUAUCAGGGUAUAAAUCAACUGCCUAAUGUUAUUCAGGCUCUGGAAAAGUAUGAAGGACAACACCAGGCACUGUUGUUGGCAAUUUUUGUGACUCCUUUUAUUGAUCUUCGUUCUGAUUUCUCCAAGUUCCAAGAGAUGAUUGAAACAACUUUAGAUAUGGAACAGGUGGAAAACCAUGAGUUCCUUGUAAAACCUUCAUUUGAUCCUAAUCUGAGUGAAUUAAGAGAACUAAUGGAUGACUUGGAAAAGAAGAUGCAGUCAACCUUAGUAAGUGCGGCUAGAGAUCUAGGCUUGGAUCCUGGUAAACAGAUUAAACUUGAUUCCAGUGCACAGUUUGGGUAUUACUUUCGUGUAACCUGCAAGGAAGAAAAAGUUCUUCGAAACAAUAAAAACUUCAGUACAGUAGACAUUCAGAAGAAUGGUGUUAAAUUUACCAACAGUAAAUUGACUUCUCUCAAUGAAGAGUAUACCAAAAAUAAAUCGGAGUAUGAGGAAGCCCAGAAUGCCAUUGUUAAAGAAAUUGUCAAUAUUUCUUCAGGCUAUGUCGAACCAAUGCAAACACUCAAUGACGUGUUGGCUCAGCUAGAUGCUGUUGUCAGCUUUGCUCAUGUGUCAAACGCAGCGCCAGUCCCAUAUGUACGACCAGUCAUCUUGGAGAAAGGAAAAGGAAAGAUAACAUUGAAAGCAUCCAGACAUGCUUGUGUUGAAGUUCAAGAUGAAGUUGCCUUCAUUCCUAAUGAUGUUCAUUUUGAAAAAGGCAAACAGAUGUUCCACAUCAUUACUGGCCCCAACAUGGGAGGUAAAUCAACCUAUAUCCGCCAAACUGGGGUGAUAGUUCUCAUGGCCCAAAUUGGGUGUUUUGUGCCCUGCGAGUCAGCAGAAGUAUCCAUUGUGGACUGCAUCCUGGCCCGGGUCGGGGCUGGUGACAGUCAGUUGAAAGGAGUCUCCACAUUCAUGGCUGAAAUGUUAGAAACGGCUGCUAUUCUCAGAUCUGCAACCAAAGAUUCUUUAAUAAUCAUAGAUGAGUUAGGAAGAGGAACCUCUACAUAUGAUGGAUUUGGAUUAGCAUGGGCAAUAUCAGAGUACAUUGCAACCAAGAUCGGUGCUUUCUGCAUGUUUGCAACUCAUUUUCACGAACUUACUGCCUUGGCUAAUCAGAUACCAACUGUUAAUAAUCUGCACGUCACAGCACUGACCACUGAGGAGACCUUGACCAUGCUUUAUCAGGUGAAGAAAGGUAUCUGUGAUCAAAGUUUUGGGAUUCAUGUUGCAGAGCUUGCUAAUUUCCCUCGGCAUGUGAUAGAAUGUGCUAAACAAAAAGCCCUGGAACUAGAGGAGUUUCAGAACUUCGGAGAAUCACAAUAUGAUGAAAUGGAACCAGCAGCUAAGAGGUGCUAUCUGGAGAGAGAGGAAGGUGAAAAAAUUAUCCAAGAGUUUCUGUCUAAGGUGAAACAAAUGCCAUUUACUGAAAUGUCGAAGGAAAACAUUGCAGUAAAGUUAAAACAACUGAAAGCUGAGGUGGCUGCAAAGAACAAUAGUUUUGUGAAUGAAAUCAUUUCACGAAUAAAGGUUUCUACGUGAGAAUGCUGAAGAUAAUGCUGAUGAACUAUUGUCUAAUGCUUUUCUAAAAUUGUUUUUUAUUAACCUUUUUCCUAGUGUUGGCAAUAGAUGCCCAAGAGAGCCACUUAAUAAAAUAUUUAGUAAUACUUUGCUCUACCUGAGUACAUUUUUAAAGAUCUUUAUUUUGAAAUAGAAGAACUGUAACUGAGGAAUACUUAAAUGGAUAUGGGCAACAGUAAGUAAUAAAAUCAUGUAGCUUGUGACAUUUGGUUAAUUUGGUUUGCAUUUAUUUAUAAAAGGUCUUGUAUAUGUCUUUAUUAAACAGUAUGGAAGAAUGAAGUGGGGCCGAGACUUUGUAAAGAUAGUGUCUUAAAGCUAGAAGGAGCCAUGGAAAUCGCCCCCAGUGGUUCCCCAGAGUGCCUCUCUGCCAACAACAGCCAGGUUGGCUGCAUGUGUAUUAGUCCAAGAACUUGCUGUAAAUCCAGUGUCUGGCAUCACCCUCUACCUUGUUUACCAUUCACCCACCCCAGUGA